AUGCCCAAUUAUGUUUGGUUACAGUGGCCACCAAGAUUGCUGAGGUGGGCAUUCGCUAUCCUGUUGAUAGCUGCCAUCAUCGCACCAACAUCAAGCACUUCCAAUGUCCGCAGAAGACUCCGCAAGCCUAGCAAAGUUUCCACUUCAGUUACAUCCAGCGUAUCUAGAUCCUCAGACCAGAUCAUCUCAGCUAGUGUCAACAGGCCUAAGAUACGUGGUCGACCCAACGUUGCCAGUCGGAAAUCUUCAGCUGCUAUUGACAAUUCUGUCACUACUGAUCUUCAUAAAGACAAAGAUGGAUACAAAAUCGUCUGCUACUACACCAACUGGUCUCAAUACCGUACCAAGAUCGGCAAGUUCACGCCAGAAGACAUCCAGCCUGACCUGUGCACUCACAUCAUCUUCGCUUUCGGAUGGCUGAAGAAGGGCAAGCUCAGCUCUUUUGAAUCCAAUGAUGAAACCAAGGAUGGAAAGACCGGAUUGUAUGACAGAAUCAAUGCGCUGAAGAAGGCUAACCCUAAGUUGAAGACCUUGCUUGCUAUUGGUGGUUGGUCGUUCGGUACCCAGAAAUUCAAGGAGAUGUCAGCGACUCGGUACGCUCGUCAGACGUUCAUCUACUCUGCGAUCCCCUAUCUUCGUGACAGGAACUUUGAUGGUCUGGAUGUAGACUGGGAGUACCCUAAAGGAGGAGAUGACAAGAAGAACUACGUGCUGCUGUUGAAAGAAUUACGUGAAGCCUUCGAAGCUGAAGCUCAAGAAGUGAAGAAACCUCGUCUGCUCCUUACUGCUGCUGUCCCAGUCGGUCCUGAUAACAUCAAGGGAGGAUAUGAUGUGCCUGCUGUUGCUAGUUACUUGGACUUCAUCAACGUCAUGGCCUACGAUUUCCACGGUAAAUGGGAGAGGGAGACUGGCCACAACGCCCCUCUGUACGCACCCUCCUCAGACUCCGAGUGGAGGAAGCAACUGUCUGUAGAUCACGCCGCUCAUCUCUGGGUCAAACUUGGUGCUCCUAAAGAGAAACUUAUCAUUGGUAUGCCAACAUACGGACGAACGUUCACCCUCUCGAACCCCAAUAACUUUAAAGUGAAUUCUCCCGCGAGUGGAGGAGGGAAAGCUGGAGAAUACACAAAGGAAGGAGGUUUCCUUGCAUACUAUGAGGUGUGCGAGAUAUUGAGAAACGGUGGUACCUACGUUUGGGAUGAUGAAAUGAAGGUGCCUUACGCCAUCAACGGAGAUCAAUGGGUUGGCUUCGACGAUGAGAAAUCCAUCAGGAACAAAAUGAGAUGGAUUAAAGACAAUGGUUUCGGUGGUGCCAUGGUAUGGACCGUUGAUAUGGAUGACUUCAGCGGAAGUGUUUGUGGUGGUGAUGUCAAAUACCCUCUGAUUGGUGCUAUGAGAGAGGAACUCCGCGGCAUUUCUCGUGGUAAGGACGCUCAAGACGUCGACUGGGCAUCAGUCGCCUCCAGUGCUCUCAUUGAAGUUACUGAGAAACCAGAACCCAUCAAGAUCAGCCUCUCCGAUGUCCUCAAGCGAGUUAAGAAGCCUGUCAAGAAUGUCAUCAUCAAAAACAAUAACAAUGCUGUAAUUGACAAGAACAGACGUGAACCACAGAUCCUCUGCUAUCUAACCUCUUGGUCUUCGAAGAGACCGUCUGCUGGUCGUUUCCUGCCAGAAAAUGUAGACCCUACCCUCUGUACCCACAUCAUCUAUGCCUUCGCCACCCUUAAGGACCACAAGCUGACAGAAGGAGAUGAGAAGGACGCAGAAAUGUACGAUAAAGUCGUCGCUUUAAGAGAAAAGAACCCCAAUCUGAAGAUCCUCCUCGCCAUCGGUGGCUGGGCUUUCGGCUCCACACCCUUCAAAGAAUUGACCUCCAACGUGUUCCGUAUGAACCAGUUCGUGUACGAGGCUAUUGAAUUCCUCAGGGACUACCAGUUCAACGGUCUGGAUGUAGACUGGGAGUAUCCUAGAGGAGGUGACGACCGUGCAGCAUUCGUUUCUCUACUCAAGGAACUUCGAUUAGCCUUCGAAGGUGAAGCUAAGACGUCUGGACAGCCAAGACUGCUCCUGUCUGCUGCUGUACCUGCGUCCUUCGAAGCGAUCGCUGCUGGAUACGACGUACCUGAGAUUUCUAAAUACCUGGACUUCAUCAACGUGAUGACCUACGAUUUCCAUGGACAAUGGGAACGCCAAGUUGGACACAACAGUCCCCUCUUCCCUCUUGAGAGUGCCACCAGCUACCAGAAGAAACUGACAGUCGACUACUCUGCCCGAGAAUGGGUUAGACAGGGUGCUCCUAAAGAGAAGCUGAUGAUCGGUAUGCCCACGUACGGCAGGUCAUUCACCUUGAUCAACGACACACAGUUUGACAUCGGAGCUCCUGCGUCUGGUGGUGGUGCUGCUGGUCGCUUCACGAACGAGGCUGGUUUUAUGUCCUACUAUGAAAUCUGCGAGUUCCUUCGUGAAGAUAACACGACUCUUGUCUGGGACAACGAGCAGAUGGUGCCCUUCGCGUACAGAGAUGACCAAUGGGUCGGAUUUGAUGAUGAGAGAUCACUGAAGACUAAGAUGGCCUGGCUGAAGGAAGAAGGAUUCGGUGGUAUUAUGGUCUGGUCCGUAGACAUGGAUGACUUCAGAGGAUCUUGUGGUACCGGCAAAUACCCCCUCAUCACCGCCAUGAAGCAAGAGCUUGGAGACUACAAAGUCAGAUUGGAAUACGAUGGGCCUUACGAAUCAUCCAACCCUAAUGGGCAGUAUACUACUAAAGAUCCUAACGAAGUAGUAUGCGAAGAAGAAGACGGCCACAUCUCCUACCACCCUGACAAGGCUGACUGUACCAUGUACUACAUGUGUGAAGGAGAGAGGAAACACCACAUGCCCUGUCCACAAAACUUGGUCUUUAACUACAAUGAGAACGUCUGUGAUUGGCCAGAAAAUGUCGAAGGAUGCACCCAUCACACACAAGCCCCCGCCGCAAAACGAUAA
Molecule: messenger RNA, 2985 nt
Organism: Spodoptera littoralis (African cotton leafworm)
Lineage: Eukaryota; Metazoa; Arthropoda; Insecta; Lepidoptera; Noctuidae
Source: the annotation of a GenBank genome assembly